Messenger RNA from Elgaria multicarinata webbii, 2791 nucleotides. RefSeq names its product splicing factor 3b subunit 2 (gene SF3B2). Lineage: Eukaryota; Metazoa; Chordata; Lepidosauria; Squamata; Anguidae. The coding region runs from base 29 to 2614 and encodes 861 amino acids. The record is from RefSeq and is a predicted model, not a curated record. Gene Ontology annotation, cellular component: nucleus; U12-type spliceosomal complex. The transcript is spliced from 21 exons.
CUGCGUCAGCGCGGCGGGGAAAAGCAAGAUGGCGUCCGAGGUGCACUCCGAGCCUCCCAAGGCCGGGGAGCUGCCGUUGCCAGGAUACGCGGCCUGGUCGCCCAACGAGCUGCAAGCCAGGCUGGCCGAGAUCGGGGCGCCCACGCAGGGUAGCCGCGAAGAGCUGGUGGAACGGUUGCAGACAUACACACUUCAGACUGGAAUCGUGCUCAACAGGCCAGUCCUGCGGGGAGAUGAUGGAGACAAGCCAGCCCCGCCUCCCAUGCCAGGACAGCACCCUGGUAUUCCUUUGCCACCCCCUCCAAUGGGGAUGCCACCGAUGCAACCGCCCCCGCCGCCCCCUGGCAUGGGCCUCGGCUUCCCCAUGGGUGUGGGACCCCCUCCCCCACCACCCGGCAUGGGCCCGCCCCUCCGCAUGCAAGCGGUGGAUCCUUCCGCGUUGCCCGAAGAAGAGCGUCUGAAACUGGCACAGCAGCAAGCCGCCAUGUUGAUACAACAGGAGGAGAGAGUCAAGCAGGCUGCCGUCCUUAUGGAACAAGAGCGCCAGCAAGAGAUGUCCAAGCUGCCCCCUUCAAUACCCAGGUCUGCUCCGGACAUGGGCCCAAGACCUCCGGGGCUCCCGAGAGGUAACCCUGCCGUGGUCCCAUCCAUGGGACCCCUGGGCCCGAGGCCCCGGGGUCCCCCACCGCCUCCUGGAGAGGACAGCCGCGAGGUCGAUGAGUCCGGGGUGGGACCCAAAAUCCCUCAAGUUCUGGAGAAGAUCCUCCAGCUCAAAGAGAUCCGUCAGGAAGAGCUCACAGCUGUGCCCAGCAUCACAGAUGAUGACAUGGAGACCGACUUGAGGAUGUUGGCUGGUAUCUCUGCUUCAGACGCGGAGGAGGAUGCUUUGGCGCUGUCUAAGAAAGAGAAAAACCGCAAGCGGCGGAAUCGGAAGAAGAAGAAGAAGCAGAACGCGGCCCCGAAAGAAGGUCCGGCUACCCCACAGGAUGCCAAGGGGCGUGGGGAGGAGUCGGGGAGCGACGCCCCGGUGGAAAUCGAGUACGUCACGGAGGAGCCGGAGAUCUACGACCCCAAUUUCAUUUUCUUCAAGAGGAUCUUCGAGGCGUUCAAGCUGACCGACGACGUAAAAAAGGACAAAGAGAAAGAGCCGGAAAAGGCGGACAAGGUGGCCAGUUCCGCUGUCCCCAAGAAGAAGGGCUUUGAGGAGGAGCGGAAGGACAGCGACGACAGCUCUGAUGAUGAACACGAGAAGAAGCCAGAAGCCCCCAAGCUCUCCAAGAAGAAACUGCGGCGCAUGAAUCGCUUCACCGUGGCCGAGCUCAAGCAGCUCGUGGCCCGUCCUGACGUUGUGGAGAUGCACGAUGUGACCGCCCAGGACCCCAAGCUGCUAGUCCACUUGAAGGCCACCCGCAACUCGGUACCCGUCCCCCGGCACUGGUGCUUCAAACGCAAGUACCUGCAAGGCAAGAGGGGCAUCGAGAAGCCGCCCUUCGAGCUGCCGGAGUUCAUCAAGCGCACCGGGAUCCAGGAGAUGAGAGAGGCCCUGCAGGAAAAGGAGGAACAGAAGACGAUGAAAUCCAAAAUGAGGGAGAAAGUUCGUCCCAAGAUGGGCAAGAUCGAUAUCGACUACCAGAAGCUACAUGACGCCUUCUUCAAGUGGCAGACCAAGCCGAAACUGACCAUCCACGGGGACUUGUACUAUGAGGGUAAGGAGUUCGAGACACGGCUGAAGGAGAAGAAGCCAGGGGACCUGUCCGACGAGUUGCGCAUCGCCCUCGGGAUGCCCGUGGGGCCGAACGCACACAAAGUUCCUCCUCCCUGGCUGAUUGCGAUGCAGCGUUACGGCCCGCCCCCUUCCUAUCCCAACCUGAAGAUCCCAGGCUUGAAUUCUCCUAUCCCCGAGGGUUGCUCCUUCGGGUACCACGCCGGGGGCUGGGGCAAGCCCCCCGUGGACGAGACCGGGAAGCCUCUCUACGGAGAUGUCUUUGGGACCAACGCCGCGGAAUUUCAGACCAAGACAGAGGAGGAGGAGAUUGACCGGACGCCGUGGGGGGAGCUGGAGCCCUCGGACGAAGAGUCCUCCGAGGAGGAAGAGGAGGACGACAGUGACGAAGAGAAACCCGACGAGACAGGUUUCAUCACCCCGGCAGACAGUGGCCUCAUCACGCCUGGCGGCUUCUCUUCCGUUCCUGCUGGCAUGGAGACGCCUGAACUCAUUGAGCUGCGUAAGAAGAAGAUCGAGGAAGCCAUGGAUGGCAGUGAGACGCCCCAGCUCUUCACAGUUCUGCCGGAGAAGAGGACGGCGACGGUGGGCGGAGCCAUGAUGGGCUCUACGCACAUCUAUGACAUGGCGACGGUGAUGAGCCGCAAGGGACCGGUGCCGGAGAUCCAAGGCGUGGAGGUGGCUUUGGCCCCAGAGGAGCUGGAGUUGGACCCCAUGGCCAUGACCCAGAAGUACGAGGAGCACGUGCGGGAGCAGCAGGCUCAGGUGGAGAAGGAGGACUUCAGCGACAUGGUGGCUGAGCACGCCGCCAAACAGAAGCAAAAGAAGCGGAAAGCGCAACCCCAGGAUACCCGGGCCGGAGCCAAGAAGUACAAGGAGUUCAAGUUCUAGCCCCAUUCCGAAAUGUCACGUCUGUUCCUGUUCGCGUUUGUCUAUUUUCAGUACCCUCGUCUGCUUUUCUGUCCCGGCCUGAAAUCCCCUUCUGCCAGGGAGCCCCCCUGGCUUUUGUGAUGUUCUUCGGUCUGAAUUUAAGAUGUGGAUUAUUUUGUAAAUAAAAGGUGGAGUUGC